Williopsis jadinii is the source of this 3895-nucleotide messenger RNA. It is a transcript of the gene NST1, whose product is annotated as Nst1p. NCBI's taxonomy places the organism in Eukaryota, Fungi, Ascomycota, Saccharomycetes, Phaffomycetales, Wickerhamomycetaceae. The transcript has a single exon. The record is from RefSeq and is a predicted model, not a curated record. The coding region runs from base 449 to 3895 and encodes 1148 amino acids.
GCUAAACAAGAAAACACCCAGACACCACCAACAGCUCCCUGGCGUUCUGGGCGAGCCGCCCACAACGUCAGCGGGAAAAAGGGCCUGCGAGCUUCUUUUCACAUUUUCUCAGCGGUUAAUGAAAAACCACAAAACAGAAAAAAAACACACACACAAAACAUCAACAAACCACCAACAAACCAUCAACACAGGCCAAUUUGAGAAUCUUCACCACCAAGGGAAAGCAGUUGUUUUUAUUCUUUUUUUGGAGGUUGAAGCAGGUCAUUUGAGUUAAUUGCGCGCUGGAAGAAUCUCCGUGACGGCUUUUGAAAGUAAAGAGGCAGCGUAGACACUGAGCUGGCGUGGGCAAGACGACAAGCGAACGGGCCAGAGUGGACAGAACGCUUUGAAAGGAGCUCAAGAACGAGAAGAUAACAGCGGCUGGUGUGUGGACGAAAGCGGACGAACAAUGGGGGAAUCACAAGGGCAUGGCCUUGUGAACGGUGAGGAUGUUCAAUUUGAGUAUAAAGAGACGCACACGUCGCAUUCUAACGGCGGCGGCUCAACCUCUGGCAAGGCCAAGGGUAAGAACAAGAAGAAGAAGGGCACUAAACAGGGCAAAGUGCAUGUCACUGAUGUUCAGCUGGAGAAUCCCGAUGAGGAUUAUCCAGAGUCGAGGGUGUUGAAACAGGACGUUGAUGGGUCUUUGCUGAUUCAGAAGAUGGAGCCUGUGAAGACAAAGAAGAAGCAGAAUAAGAUUGACACCCCUGCACAAAAUGACGAUUUGCUCCCCACAGACCCAGAAGAACUCAAUCGACAGUUGAGUGAAUACUGGAACCAGUUGACUGUUGAUGAGAAGAAGGAGCUGCUCAAUAAGGAGCGUGAGGCGGUGUUCAAGAUUAUGAGAGAUAAACAGAAGAUCACCUGUGAUUGUACGGUAUGUGGACGGAAAAGAUCUAUCAUAGAACAAGAGCUGAAGAAAUUGUACGAUACGUAUUACCAAGGAAUUGAAAACAACGAAAUGAUGUUGUCCGAGCUCUUCAACUUUUCUGAAGAGUCACCAUUGGCACAGAGGGAAGUUUCUUCUGAACACUCUUCAUCUUCACACAGCUAUAACCAAAUGCAACAACAAGAACAGCUGCAACAGCAACAGACAUUACAGCAACCGCAACGACAGCAAUCUCCUUCUAAACAGGACUCUUCAAAUACAGCUAAGAAGGGGAUCAUGACAAUAGCUGAGGAUCUCCUUCAGAAUGACGGCAAGAAAUUUUUGGAAAUGAUGGAGAGAAUUGCAGAGACUCAGAUUAAAAGACACACCGAACUUCUAAGAAAUACCCAAAAGGAAGAAGAAGACGAGGAAGAAUACUAUAGCGAUGAUAACGUUAAUGAAACAUAUCUGGAAGACUCUCAGCAUUUUGGUCAAGCUCAUGAUAUGUCGUUAAAUUCAUCCCUAAGACCAUCGUCGUAUAAAAUUCCUCCACUGGAAGACAUUGAACUCCCAGAAGAUCCAGUUAGCUAUUACUGGUCUAAAUCUGACGAAGAAAUGUACAACUCUGAAGAUGAUCCAGACUAUGAUCCAGAUGAGGACCCCGACCUCGAUGUGGAGAUGGAUGACGAUGAAAUGAUGCCAGAUGAUUUCGGUUUGUCCAUUUUGACGGAGUUCCACAGAGAAAUGUUGGAUUUGUUGGAAGAACAGCAGGAUAUGCUUAUCAGAGAUGGUUUGCAUUUGAAAAAUAAUGUACACGAUCAAAAAAUCCUGGAGAUGCACAUCGUCAAGCAGAAACUCUUACAAAGACAGUUGAAACAAGAACAUGAAAAGCUCAAACAAUUCAAGGAUCAACAACAGAACGCCGCUAUAGCGUUAUCAAACCAACUGGCUCAACUACAAGAAGAUGUCAAAGAUUUGGAUUUCGACGAUGAAGAGGACGAUGAUGACGAAUACCUUGACGAGGAUGAAGAGAAUUCCGACGAGGAAGAUGAAGAUGACGAAGAAGAGGACGAUGACGAAGAGGAAGAUGACGACUUGGGAGAAAAUGAUCCUAUAGAUGAAGAACAACAUUUAGCAGAAGGACGUGCAAUGCUACAACUGUGUGCUACGAAAAUGUUGAAACAGUCACUCUUACGUUCGUAUAAAGAUACGUUGAUUAAAAAACGGGCUGACAACUUGUUGGAGGAGUUACUCGAGGAUGAAGAACAACAACGUCGUAAAGAGGAGAAAAAACACAGAGAAAGGGAGAGGAAGAAAGAGAAGAAGAAACUCUUGAAACAACAAAAAGAGGAAGAAAGAUUGAAAAAGUUAGCCGAGGAGGAAAGAAUCGCGAGAGAGAAAAGAGAAGAGAUGAUUCGCAAGACCGAAGAAGGUCGUAGGCGGAAACAGGAAGAAGAACGUAAAAAACGAGAGGAGCAACGUCGUAAAGAGGAGGAGUUGGAAAAACAACGCAAGGCCAAAGAGGAAAAGAAGCGUUUGAAGGAGGAGAUGAAGAAGCGCGAGGAAGAGGAAAAGCUAAAAGAAGAGCAGAGGCUGAAAAAGGAGGAAGAUGCCAAACGCAGGCAACAAGAAGUUGCAUUGAAUCGUGAAUCAGAGAUUGAAAGUCAACGAGUUGCACAGCUUGAUGCUGAAUUGUUGAAACAUGAACAAGAAGCAAAGAGCAUUGAGACGCUGAGAUCGCGUGAUGGAUCAUUAAAGGGUGAAUCCAUCAACAUGAACAUGGAUAUUCCAUCGACAAGAUCAAACUCCAAUCUGUCAGCUACGGCUUCAUCGAUAGUAACAUCUGAUUUCCACCCACUGCCACCUAUCUCUAACACCUUGUUUGAUUCUGUUGUUCAACAGACUCCAUUCAUGGCCUCACCAAUGAUGGAGAGUCCUCAACCGACCCAAUAUAAUCCCUUAAAACAUAACAUCUUUGGGUCACCAUGGCAGAGACAAGGUUCGAAUGUUCAACUUUCAACCCAAUCCCUUGAGUCACCUUUACGUGGAAUGUCCCAAUCUCAGCAGGGCAUGUCACAUCAGCCACCUCAGGUUCAACCUCAACCUACUUCAUCUCAACCAGACUUCAAUACACUAGCUGGUGCCUUCAACAGCACAGCUAUUGGUGGCUCAACCAAUGGUUUAAACAACUCCUUUAUGCCGAAAGACACUCUAUGGGGAAAUAACGUUUCCAAUACAAAUUUAGCAACUGCAAAUGCAUGGUCCAUACCUCCUACCAAGGAGAACGAUUGGACAAGUACGCCAUUGAUGUCGCAAAAUGGUAUCUCGAAUUCAGCUCUUCAACAAAUCCCACAGAUAUCGCAGAUUCAACAGGUGCAAUCGAUUCCCGAGAUGUCGCCAAUCCCGCAAGCACGCCAUGCGUCACAAGUCCCUCAGGUUCAACACAUUCCACAAAUUUCACCAUUGGGAUUCCCAGCACAGCCUGCGCUUGGAACCAAUGACACGUUUGGUUAUCAGCAGCAUUCACAGUUAUCAGCACAAUCCCAACCACAGAACGCAUCUGAUGACAUUCAAAGAAUGAUCAGAGGCUGCUUACAAUCCAUCUACGCUGCCUAUCAGGGCUUACCAAAGAGCCAAGAUGGGUAUGUGGGAUUCGAGCAGUUGUUUGCCACUACAAAGAAGAUUUCUCCAACUGAGAUGAACAUUGAACUAUUCAAUGCGCUUUUCGAGGAGCCUUCUGAUGAGUUUUCACUAGAAGCUCAUUACUACGAUGGCUCAAAGAGAAUUCAAUUCGCUCGUGUGGUUCCAAAGCGUUCCUUCUCCACACCAACGGCUACAAAGACGACAAACCCAAUGGACCGUGGUGAACCACGCAUGAAUUCAUUCAGCGACCUUUCAAACAGUGGAUUCGGAGGCAUUGGAGUCAGCAACGGCUUUGACAGAAGAAGCACGUCUUCAGCAUCUGGUCAAGCUCAUUCUAUUUGGUGA